AUGGCUUAUUAUAGUUUAUGGAAGACGAUUUUUCCUCGGCCUGGAAAUUUAACUAGUCGAUUCUACGCUGCGGUUGCAACGUCCCGGAAGGCAACGAGGGAAAAGGAAGAUACUGUUACCUUUAGUAGCAAUAAUCCUCGACAACCUCAUGAUAUCGACACUGCUUUGCUCAUUUUAAAGGCUUACGCUCUUGGUAGAGUAAACGAAACAUUGGAGUUAUCGAUUAGGCUAAAUCUGAUGGAGAAUAAGAGUAAGCAACGAGAUGCAUCACAAAUCCGUGGCACCAUUUACUUACCUAGAAACUAUUUUCAAGAUCGAACUGUCUAUGCGUUUGCUGAUGGUGAAGUUGCUGAAACCGCAAAGAAAUGCGGAGUCCAACAUGUCGGAUCGGAUGACCUCAUAGAAAAGAUUCAAAAUAAAUCCUUGAAGCUCAAGAAGAAGCAAAUGAGAUUUUUAACGACGAAAACUUAUGCUAAAAAAAUUCGAUCUCUACAGCCGAUAUUGCGAUCGGCAUUGAUGCCAAAUAAGAGAAAAGAUAGAUUUAUUGUAAGAUUGAGCAACGCUAUUAUUUUAGGCAGUAUUGUGGAGGAGGUCACGGUGGAGUCGGUAGAUCGCUUAAAGAGAGGAAUAGAGUAUCGAUCAGAUAAGAACGGCAUAAUUAACAUUCCCAUUGGCAAGUUAAAUUUUCCUGCUAGUGAUGUAAAACGCAACGUCAAUAAUGUAAUUGAUGAGAUUAUGACCCAUAAAGGAAAAGGUCGUUUUAUACUACAAAAAUUCCUUUCUUCCACUCGAGGACCCGGAGUAUUACUAGAAUAG
Trichoplax adhaerens is the source of this 816-nucleotide messenger RNA. RefSeq lists its product as uncharacterized. Gene Ontology annotation, molecular function: structural constituent of ribosome; RNA binding. Gene Ontology annotation, cellular component: large ribosomal subunit. The coding region runs from base 1 to 816 and encodes 271 amino acids. The record is from RefSeq and is a predicted model, not a curated record. NCBI's taxonomy places the organism in Eukaryota, Metazoa, Placozoa, Uniplacotomia, Trichoplacea, Trichoplacidae. The transcript is spliced from 7 exons. Gene Ontology annotation, biological process: translation.